Pseudomassariella vexata is the source of this 786-nucleotide messenger RNA. RefSeq lists its product as uncharacterized. Lineage: Eukaryota; Fungi; Ascomycota; Sordariomycetes; Amphisphaeriales; Pseudomassariaceae. The coding region runs from base 1 to 786 and encodes 261 amino acids. Gene Ontology annotation, biological process: glucan catabolic process. The record is from RefSeq and is a predicted model, not a curated record. The transcript is spliced from 2 exons. Gene Ontology annotation, molecular function: hydrolase activity, hydrolyzing O-glycosyl compounds.
AUGACAGCACCUGCCUCCGUAGUGGCGAUAAUAGCAGCUCCCCUCCCCGCGUGGAAGUCGCCAACUCCCCCGCCCCAGGCCAGCCUGCAGAAACGGGCCACGACCCUGAUCCCGGACACGUGCUUCAGCUCGACCGAGACGUUCGAGUCGUACUUUUCGUACAAUUACCCCUGGGGCGACACGCACAAUGGCGCGGCCCUCAUGUCCGAGGCGCAGGUCUCCAUCAUCCACAACGCCUACCUCCAGCUUGAGUCCGUCUACACGGGGCCCCAAUCCGAUGACAGCAGUUUGUCGUAUAACUCGGGUACCGUCUAUGCUAAGCAGCAGUUUACGGUCGAGGCGGACGGCGGUCUGGCGCCAGAUUUCCAAGCCAACUUCGUCGCCCCCGUGGCCCAAGGCACCUGGCCGGCGUUCUGGCUAACCGGAGUUGACAGCUGGCCCCCAGAGAUCGACCUAGCCGAGUGGAAGGGCACCGGCAAGAUCUCGUUCAACACGUUCAACACGAGCAGCGAGGUGUCGGCGCUCGACGUGACCUACCCGUCCCCUACGACGGCCUGGCGCACCAUUCUCGUCGAGCUGCGUGCCGAGGCCGAUGGGUCCACCGUCAAGGCGAGUUUUUACAUGGAUGGCACGCUCGUCACGACGCAGUACGGGGCGAACAUGGUGGGCGCGCCAUUCUAUUUGAUUAUUGAUUAUCAGAUGUUGGGGAGUAGCGGGAGCACGGGGCCGACCGAGACGACGUAUUUCGAUGUGCAGUAUCUGAGUGUAGUUAGCUAUAAUCCGUGA